CCCAACAUCUCCCUGCACCCCAGUGGGCAGGUCGCCCUGGGGGGAGCCGUGACCAUCCGGUGUGAGUGUCGGUGUCGGGGAGCGAGGAUCUUUCUGAGUAAAGCUGGAGACCCGGACGCACGGCGCUCGAUGGACCCCAUGGGGGACGUGGCUGAGUUUCCCAUCCGCAGCAUGAGCCAGAGAGACGCAGGGAGCUACAGCUGCCAAUAUAGCACCAAGUGGGACCCGCCCAUCUGGUCGGAGCCCAGCGACCCCGUGGAGCUGGUGGUAUCAGAGCUCAAGUACCCCAAACCCUCCAUCUCCCUGCGCCCCAGCGGGGGGGUCGCCCUGGGGGGAGCCGUGACUGUCUGGUGUCGGGGUCGGCACCAGAAUGCGAGGUUCCUUCUGUACAAAGAUGGAAACCUGACCACACUGCAGGACAUGGAGACUACUGGGAACCUGGCUGAGUUUCCCAUUCGCAAUGUGAGCCAGAGAGACGCAGGGAGCUACAGCUGCUAUUACUACCAGAAAUGGUACACGUUCAUCUUGUCGCAUCCCAGUGACCCCGUGGAGCUGGUGGUAGCAGAGCCCAAACCCAACAUCACCCUGCACCCCAGCAGGCAGGUGAUCCUGGGGGGAGCCGUGACCAUCCAGUGUGAGUGUCGGUGUCCGGGAGCAAGAGUCUUGGUGCAUAAAGCUGGAGUCCCGGACGCAUGGCGUGCAAUGGAUUCCACAGGGGAUGUGGCUGAGUUUCCCAUCCGCAACGUGAGCUGGGGAGACACAGGGAGCUACAGCUGCCGAUAUCGCACCAAGUGGGACCCGCCCGUCUGGUCAGAGCCCAGUGACCCCGUGGAGCUGGUGGUAGCAGAGGGAACCGACCCAGCUGGGCCACAGCAGACGGAUCCCCCCCCGACGGAGCCAGAGGGAGAAGGGGGAACCAACUCGACUCAGCUGGGAACGGCGCUGGCUACCACCCACCCAGGCAGCGCAGGGCCAGGGGCAUCGGAACCAAGCCCAGCACCGGGUCUGACCCGCAACAUCAUCACCGGGGGGAGCGCAGCGGCCGCCGGCCUCCUCCUCCUCCUCCUCCUCCUGCCCUUCCUCUGCUACAGACGAACCCGAGGAAAGAAAGGACGAGCCCCGAGACAGAGCAGGUGAGACCCCAGCUCCGCCCCCCCAUCCCCGAUCUACCUGCCCCAGGACACAGGACUCCUGGGUU
Messenger RNA from Mauremys reevesii (Reeves's turtle), 1198 nucleotides. RefSeq names its product immunoglobulin superfamily member 1-like. NCBI's taxonomy places the organism in Eukaryota, Metazoa, Chordata, Testudines, Geoemydidae. The record is from RefSeq and is a predicted model, not a curated record. Bases 130 to 1137 code for a protein of 335 amino acids. The transcript is spliced from 7 exons.